UGGCGUUUCUCUCCCUUUUUCCGGUUCUUUUCUUUUUAUUUUCUUUUCUCAGACGUCUCGGGUCUCCAAAAGAAAACACGGGCUUUUAUGGGUUCAUUUCUAGCAAUUUGGAACUCAAAAUUUGGGAGUUUGAUUGCAGGAAAGGUUAGGUUGAUUUUAAAGAUGUUAGAGCAAUUACUGAUAUUUACAAGAGGAGGAUUGAUCCUCUGGACAUGCAAAGAGCUUGGGAAUGCUCUUAAAGGAUCACCAAUUGACACCUUGAUCCGAUCCUGCCUUUUGGAGGAACGCUCGGGUGCUUCAUCAUACAACUAUGAAGCCCCAGGUGCUGCCUAUACACUAAAAUGGACAUUCCACAAUGAAAUGGGGCUUGUAUUUGUGGCGGUGUAUCAGAGGAUCCUUCAUCUUUUAUACGUUGAUGAUCUUCUUGCUAUGGUAAAGCAAGAGUUCUCGGAAAUUUAUGAUCCAAAGCGGACAUUUUAUAAUGAUUUCGAUGAUGCAUUUCGUCAGCUUAGGAAGGAGGCUGAGGCUAGGGCUGAAGUAAUCAAGAUUUCAAAGCAGAUGAGUCAACCUUCGAGUAAUAACAUUGGUAAGAAGCAGGGGAAGGUGCAGAAGUCUGGAUUUCAAGGAAGCAAUGAGAAAAAAAGCAGUGGAGUAUCUGGGAAGGAUGAUGGGGAAAGUGACAAUCUAAAAGUUCACAAAACAGCAAAUGGGCAUGCCAAUGGCAAUCAUGCUGCAACUAACGAGUCACCCUUUAAGGGUAUUGUAGAUAGUAAAGAGAAUGGGAGUUCCAAAACUGGGGCUUUCGAUGUAAAUAAGCUACAGAAACUUAGAGCUAAAGGUGGGAAGAAAACUGAUAGUGUUGUUAACAAGAGUUCCAAGGAAGAGGCGAAGAAAAAGAUAACAAAACAGAAUCGUGUUUGGAGUGAUUCACCUAAAGAGUCAAAGUUGGAUUUUACAGAUCCAGUGAGUGAGGAUGGGGACCAGAAUAUUGCAGUUGUGGCAGCAGAUGAAGGUGAUAGUAUGAUGGACAAAGAAGAGAUUGUUAGCAGUGAAGGUGAAACUGAAGAAGAUGAGGAAACAGGGAGGGAUAAGGUUGAAACAAAGCAAAAAGGGUGGUUCUCGUCCAUGUUUCAGAGUAUUGCUGGGAAAGCCAAUUUAGAGAAGGCAGACCUAGAACCAGCUUUGAAAGCUCUUAAGGACAGGCUCAUGACCAAGAAUGUGGCUGAGGAGAUAGCUGAAAAACUUUGUGAAUCCGUGGCAGCAAGUUUGGAAGGUAAAAAGCUUGCUUCCUUUACAAGGAUAUCUUCAACAGUGCAGGCAGCAAUGGAAGAGGCCCUUGUCCGAAUUUUAACUCCUAGACGCUCGAUUGACAUAUUGAGGGAUGUGCAUGCUGCUAGGGAGCAAAGAAAACCAUAUGUUGUGGUUUUUGUUGGAGUAAAUGGAGUUGGAAAAUCUACCAACCUUGCUAAGGUUGCUUACUGGCUUCUUCAGCAUAAUGUCAAGGUUAUGAUGGCUGCAUGUGAUACCUUCCGUUCUGGAGCUGUGGAACAGUUGCGGACUCAUGCACGAAGACUUCAGAUCCCUAUUUUUGAGAAGGGCUAUGAGAAAGAUCCUGCAAUUGUAGCAAAGGAAGCAAUCCAGGAGGCCAAUCAAAAUGGUUCAGACGUGGUUCUUGUUGAUACAGCUGGUCGAAUGCAGGAUAAUGAACCAUUAAUGAGAGCUCUGUCAAAGCUUAUAAACCUCAACAGUCCAGAUCUUGUCCUGUUUGUUGGUGAGGCAUUGGUCGGGAAUGAUGCCGUUGAUCAAUUAUCGAAGUUCAAUCAGAAAUUAGCUGACCUCUCAAACUCUACAAAUCCCAGACUGAUUGAUGGAAUUCUGCUUACUAAGUUUGAUACCAUUGACGAUAAGGUUGGAGCAGCAUUGUCAAUGGUAUACAUAUCUGGAGCACCAGUCAUGUUUGUUGGCUGUGGACAGUCGUAUACGGAUCUCAAAAAGCUCAACGUCAAGUCCAUUGUCAAGACACUCCUUAAAUGAACAGCAAAAAAUUGAUGAGCAAUGAGAAUAGGAAAACAGGAGCUCGUCUCACCACCCCUUAAUUUCCUUCUGCUUGCUAUGUUGAAGUUUAUUGUGAACAUCUCUCUGCUUGCUGCAAUCUGUGUAUUGUCCCCCUUUGAUAUCACUGCUUUGAUUUUGAAGGUGAAUUAAUUUGCUCGUUCUGAAA
Rhododendron vialii is the source of this 2221-nucleotide messenger RNA. RefSeq lists its product as uncharacterized. The record is from RefSeq and is a predicted model, not a curated record. Gene Ontology annotation, molecular function: signal recognition particle binding; ATP hydrolysis activity; GTPase activity. Gene Ontology annotation, biological process: SRP-dependent cotranslational protein targeting to membrane. Gene Ontology annotation, cellular component: signal recognition particle receptor complex; endoplasmic reticulum membrane. Bases 88 to 2034 code for a protein of 648 amino acids. The transcript is spliced from 10 exons. Lineage: Eukaryota; Viridiplantae; Streptophyta; Magnoliopsida; Ericales; Ericaceae.